Messenger RNA from Menidia menidia (Atlantic silverside), 2161 nucleotides. The record is from the annotation of a GenBank genome assembly. NCBI's taxonomy places the organism in Eukaryota, Metazoa, Chordata, Actinopteri, Atheriniformes, Atherinopsidae.
UCACAGGAAGCGUACUAUGACAACGGAGGAAACAGUCGCCAUUGUGGUUCAAUCGCAAAGCUUUAUUAGCUCGGUCUCAAAGGUUGAUGUGAGCCAAAAUGUCGUCCUCCGUCAGUACUCCUUGACAGUUGUCGCCGCGACGAACUUAUUCACAGGUUUCCAAACUUGGACAGGGUAGUGGAGAGAUACAAAGUGUGCAGAAUGUCGCGGGUGGUGUUUCUCCAUCCAGACCUUGGUAUUGGGGGCGCAGAGAGGCUGGUGGUUGAUGCGGCCGUUGCUCUGAAGUCAAAGGGAUGCAGUGUUCAGAUCUGGACGGCCCAUUAUGACCCAACACACUGCUUUUCUGAGACCCUGGACCCAGACCUGCCAGUGGUUUGUGUUGGUGACUGGCUACCCACCAGUGUGUGUGGCUAUCUGCAUGCCAUGUGUGCGUACUUGAGGAUGAUCUAUGUAGCACUCUACUUGGUCUUUCUCAGUGGAGUGGAGUAUGAUGUCAUCUUUUGCGAUCAGGUGUCGGUGUGCAUACCGGCGCUGCGACUGUCCCGUCAGAGGAAAAAAGUUCUGUUCUACUGUCACUUCCCGGACCAGCUGCUGACCCAGAGGAAGUCGGCCUUAAAGAAACUUUACAGAGCUCCCAUUGACUGGCUGGAGGAACGAACCACUGGCAUGGCUGAUAUGAUUCUGGUAAACAGCCAGUUCACCGCAGGCGUUUUCACGGAGACCUUUCGUAGUCUAAGCAGAGUCCAGACAGAUGUCCUCUACCCCUCCCUCAACACGAGCACCUUUGACCAGUCAUCUAGUGAAACCCGGGGCCUGGAAGGCCUGCUCCCUGAGGGGACCUCCUGCCUGUUCCUGUCCCUGAACCGGUACGAGAGGAAGAAGAAUCUGGGCCUGGCUCUGGAGGCGCUGGCAGUGCUGAGGUGCAGCCUCUCCCCUGCUGAGAGGGCGGCUGUCCACCUGAUCGUGGCGGGGGGCUACGACGAGCGCGUCACCGAGAACGUUCAACACUACACCGAGCUGAAAGACUUGGCCGAGCAGCUCCACUUGGAGGAAGCCGUCACUUUUCUGCGCUCGCCCUCCGACUCCCUGAAGGUGGCGCUGUUGCGGGGCAGCACGGCGGUGCUCUACACGCCCAGCAGAGAACAUUUUGGGAUAGUUCCCGUAGAGGCUAUGUACUGCUGCUGCCCUGUUAUCGCCGUGAACUCUGGGGGGCCCCUGGAGAGCGUGUCGGACGGGGAGACGGGCUUCCUGUGCCAGCCCACAGCCGAGGCCUUCUCCCUGGCCAUGGAAAGGCUGAUCAGGGAGCCACAGCUCCACAGGGACAUGGGACAAGCCGGGAGGAGAAGGGUUCAAGAGAAGUUCUCUCUUCAGGCCUUCUCAGACCAGCUACACGGGUACAUUGUAAGGCUGAGCCAGUGAUGUGAGGGCAGGAGGAAAAAGCAGGGCCCAACCCAUAGGAACGGGAAGCCCGACUAUCCACAACGAGCUUAGGACCACGCGGAGGAUGUAUGUGUAUAUGUGAAGGGAGGUGGGGUGUUAUAAGGACUUAGAGGACAAUUAAUCAGCAUUCCCCUGGAGGGGUUGCUGAGAGGGGAGAAAAAGGGUGGAAUUUUUAUACCAAUUAAGAAAUGAGAAAUGAGUUUACCUAUUCUAUCUUUGGAGAAAUAUGUGUGCGAGUGGAGCAACGCGGCUUUAGAAAUGAGCCUACCAACAAGAUUGAUUGUUAGAGUGAAAUGUUUUGCACUAUUUGUGUGUUUUCUUUUCUACAGGACUCUUUGUUUUUGUGUGUUUUGGGAAAGAAGAACAAGAAUGCAGCUGCCGCCACGGGCCAGCGGGUAGUGCACAGUCUCAGAUCGAUAAACGGGAUGCUUUCUGCAUCAUGUCCGCCCAAAGCUUUGUUCCUCUUCUUGCAUUCAUAAGGCCCUGGCCCGUCCACGGCUCCUGCAGCUGUGUGCGGGUUAUUAGUAGAUGAUAGAGAAUGUGUGGCUUCAUUAGAGGUCUGGCUGAUGGGCAGUGUGCCUGUGUCUGGGUCAUUAUGAAUGGGGAGAAUAGCAGAAGGUCAUUGUGUCUGUGUGUUGGCCUCCUCAGCCUCCCUACUGUAUAGAAAUGCUUUUAUUGACAUUCUUGAAGUCUUAAUAAACAAGAGUACACAUACUUUCCA